AUCUUUCCUUUCCUCCCAACGCCGCUUCCUUGUCUCCCCUACACGCUCACCGACCGCGCGCAGCGCCUCGCGUCGCGUCGCCUCCUAUGCUCGCCGGCGUCGGCCGCCGCCGGCGAUGCCAACAACCAGCCCGCUGAAGCGCCCCUCCGCCGGCGGCCGCCUGCGCCGCCUCCUCGCCUCCCUCCGCCCGCCUGCCCGCGCGGGGCCGCUCCCCGUCCAGACAGGCUUCCCGACCUCCCUCGCCGACCUCGUCGUCAAGAACCAUGGCCGCCUCAAGAAACCCAGGAGGCGCCACCGCGCAGCCGGCGCCCCCGCGCCACCGGUGGUCGCCUCUGCGGAGCCGGCGCCCCAGCAAAGGCGGGAGCUCUCGGUGGCUCAGGCCGCGGCGGUGCCGGCUCCGGCACCGGCCCGCGGCAAAGGAGCGGGCUUUAGCAUCCGGCCGGAGCUCCUGGCGGCGGGCGGGGUCCUGGCGCUCGCGCUGCUGGUGAUCUGGAGCAAGCAGCUGGUGGCCGCGGCCACGCUCGCGUCGGUGGCGCUGUUCUGGAUCGAGUCUGUCAGGUCGCCCGCCUCCCGCCGUCGGCCGCGGCCGGAGACGAAUAAACGGGAGCCGGAUUCGCGCGGCGGCGGCCUCGUAUCGCCGAUUCGGGAGGCGGAGUCGCCGGCCGAGACGCCCAGGCCGAGCUGCGCCGCGUCCGACACGGGGAGCGAGGUCUCCUCCCUCUGGGCCGCCGACUCGACCGACCUCGCCGGCAACGAUUCGGAUUCCACCAGCCCAAACAAGAGGAAGGAAAAAAGGAGAUCGCUGCGGAAGCUGCUCGCCAAUAAGCUGCAGAACGGCAAGAGAUCCAAGGAGGGCAGCAAGGACUCCCGCCACGGCGGCGAGAGCGAGCAGCCGGGCGCCGGCGAGGUCAUCGCCCCCGAGCCCGCAGAAGCAGCUGCUGCCGCUGCCGAGGAGACGGCGCCACCGCGGGAAGCGGUCACCGACGAGGGGUGCCACCGUCGUCGAGGGCCCGCAUUGCCGUUGGCCGCGUUCGUGCCGGUCAUCCUCGCCGGGCUCGUGGCCGGGACGCUCCCCGCGGUGGCGCUCACCGUGCUCUGCGCCGUGUUCUUCACCUCAGUGGAGAGAGCCCCAGACGCCGCAGCUCAGGCAAGUGGCCAUGGGAGUGAUCCGAGGUAGCAGCAGCGUCCGGUCCGGAGCUCAGUCAGAUUCCCUCCCACAAAACCGAGGGAACUCCUUGCAGAUUUUUCAUUUUAGUUUGUUGCAUUGUUGGUUGUAAAUUAGCGCCACGAGAAGACACAAACAAGCAAGUGUACACAAUUUAUAUUCUUGGUUUCUUUUUGUCCGAACAUUUGUAAUUGCAUUCCUUCUUGAAUCCGAAUAAGAAGUGAAGUGAAAAGA
Panicum hallii is the source of this 1399-nucleotide messenger RNA. RefSeq lists its product as uncharacterized. Bases 116 to 1177 code for a protein of 353 amino acids. The transcript has a single exon. NCBI's taxonomy places the organism in Eukaryota, Viridiplantae, Streptophyta, Magnoliopsida, Poales, Poaceae. The record is from RefSeq and is a predicted model, not a curated record.